This is a messenger RNA of Rhododendron vialii, 1499 nucleotides long. RefSeq names its product 2-methyl-6-phytyl-1,4-hydroquinone methyltransferase, chloroplastic. Gene Ontology annotation, molecular function: 2-methyl-6-phytyl-1,4-benzoquinone methyltransferase activity. The transcript is spliced from 3 exons. NCBI's taxonomy places the organism in Eukaryota, Viridiplantae, Streptophyta, Magnoliopsida, Ericales, Ericaceae. The record is from RefSeq and is a predicted model, not a curated record. Gene Ontology annotation, biological process: methylation. Bases 349 to 1377 code for a protein of 342 amino acids.
UAAAACCUAUGGUGCAUGUUCUUUACAGACAACUCACUCACUGACUAACCCACCCCUCUCUCUCUCUCUCCCCCCUCUUCAGAGCACACAACUGGUAAGCAUUCUUGUUUUCUUCUAGUUCUUUUCCUAUCAUGUCCAAUUUAGUUACUUAUAAUUCUGAUGGAAAACCAGUUCUGUAAAUACACUACUCGUGCGUGAUCCUUCAAUGGACUUGUCAAGGGAGAAAUUAGUGCUUUAGGAUCUCCAAUCUUUAGUAUUAAAAAAAGUAGGGUUGGAAUAUUCAAAUUGGUAAAUUAAACUCAAAACUGCUGGUUUCCUGUUUGUGGGUUUCAGUUAUCUGAGCAUUCCAUGGCUUCUUCAAUGCUAAGUGGAACUGAAAACCUCACACUCAUGAGGGGGAUAACGUCAAAGAGGUUUAGCUUUACUGGGUCAGAUUUGAAUUGGAAGCAUUUCAGCAAGAUUGGUGUGGUUUCCCAUGGUACAAGUUUCAGGGCUAGAACUAAAACCCUAGCACCCAGUUGCACCCUUUCAUCGGCAAGACCGGCUUCGCAACCUAGGUUUAUACAGCACAAGAAAGAGGCAUUUUGGUUCUAUAGGUUUCUGUCAAUUGUGUAUGAUCAUGUCAUAAACCCUGGGCAUUGGACUGAGGAUAUGAGAGACGAGGCGCUCGAGCCUGCCGAUUUGAGUGAUAGGAAUAUGAUAGUGGUGGAUGUGGGUGGAGGGACAGGGUUUACUACUUUGGGCAUCGUUAAGCAUGUGGAUGCCAAAAAUGUCACCAUUUUGGAUCAGUCGCCGCAUCAGCUUGCCAAGGCAAAGCAGAAGGAGCCAUUGAAGGAGUGCAAGAUUGUUGAGGGGGAUGCAGAGGAUCUCCCGUUCCCUACUGAUUAUGCAGACAGAUAUGUAUCGGCUGGGAGCAUAGAGUACUGGCCAGACCCACAACGUGGCAUCAAGGAAGCAUACAGGGUUCUAAAACUUGGAGGGAAGGCGUGCCUAAUUGGUCCUGUUUAUCCAACAUUUUGGCUGUCUCGGUUUUUCGCUGACGUGUGGAUGCUCUUCCCAAAAGAGGAAGAGUACAUUGGGUGGUUUGAGAAAGCUGGAUUCAAAGAUGUUAAACUGAAGAGGAUUGGUCCAAAAUGGUACCGUGGUGUUCGUCGCCAUGGGCUUAUCAUGGGUUGUUCUGUCACUGGGGUAAAACCUGCAUCUGGGGAUUCUCCGUUGCAGCUUGGCCCGAAGGCAGAGGAUGUCGAACAGCCUGUCAAUCCAUUUGUGUUCUUUGGGCGCUUCCUUCUGGGUGCAAUGGCAGCCACUUAUUUUGUACUGAUUCCCAUUUACAUGUGGCUGAAAGACCAAAUAGUCCCCAAAGGUAGGCCGAUUUGAGAGAGACAUAGACAAAGAGAGAGCGCGAGAGGGGACCUCUUGGCUGUUAGGACUGCUUGUAAUAUACUCUUUCCAGUUUGCCUGAAACUUUGCUGUUAUAUAGAAAAUAGAGAAUUUCACCA